CCGACCGGCCACCUGCUCCUGGCGUCCUGUUGGACGCCCGCCUCCUGACCUCCUCCUGUUCCACGUCCGCGGCCAUCACGGGCACGGCUGGAGUGGCACUAAAUAUCUCGAAGAUUCACCUUUGAAGAAAGUGUUACUCCAGGACCUCUUGAUUAGAUUGGAUCUAGGCCUCUGCUCCCCUCCGUCAAAUGGCUACUGUCCGUGAGCCACCUCCGUGGGCGAGUGCCCCUCAACUUGAUUUCCAACUAUUCAAAAAUCCAACCAAAAUGGCAAGAUCGUACCACUCAUUAGGGGUCAGUGUGAGAAGGCUGCUGAUGCAAAAAUCAAACGAAGAAGGAGGCACUAAUUUUGUGAAGGAGGUCCAAAUUACCGGCUCUAUUGAUUUUGUUCAUGCAAUUCUGGAGUUAACAACCACACCAAGCUAUUUCAUCAUCAACAUGAUUCCACCUCCUGACAUAGAAGAUCACACACAUUUGCAUAGGGAGCUUAAGUUAUUGUAUGAUGCAAGCUCGAUGUAUAAGCUUGGCUUCUCUGCAAAUGUUGUUUGGCAUGUUUUCAAAGAUGCAAUUUUGCCAGGAGUUGAAAAACAACAGGAAGAGAAGUACAAUGUUGAAAGGCUUGACUUCGACGGUAGUUAUAAAGACAUUGGGGUGGACUUCAGGGAAUUGAUUACCGGUUUUGAUGGGCAGCUGGAUACCUACAAAGUAUUGGUAGAUCUUGCUCAUGCAACUCGUAAACAAAUAAUCAAAGCCUCGUGCCGCAACGUGGUCACCAUUUCCGAACCAAUGCGAUUUCCAAUCCUAUUCAAGCUACACGUCACAAACUUUCAGGAAGGUAAUCUGUGUGCUGUAUUAGAUGCUUCAGUCAAGAAAGAUGAGACAUAUCGGAAUAUAUCUUCUCAUUUCAACGACUGGAGCAAUUACUCUGAGAGAUGCAGAAAAGGAAGGGUACAGUUUGCUGCAGAAUGUGAAAGGUUUUACCAAGAGCUACGCAAGGACCUAAUACCAGGAAUUCCAACUUUUGAUGCUUUGCUAACUUUUGUGGGUCUUUUGUCAAAUAAAGACCAUAAAAAAAUUCAUAAGCAAGAGCAGUCUGCAAAGCACAUCAAACAUUCUUCUGUAAACCCAGAUGAUCGCAGUAAGGGUGGUCGGGAUGAGGACCCUCCGAGUGAUAAAGAUGAGAAUAAUCAAGAAAGACAGAAGAACAAGGAUACCUCUUCAGCUUGGUUUUUUGAGUCCCAUGUGAUGCCAUACCAUUGGAUUGGAAUGACGACAAAGGUGAUGAUAUGCGUGCCGGCGGACUACAACAUGCAGCUGCUCGAUGCCAUCUACUACAACUUCAUUGACGCUCUCCCAGUGGUCAGCUAUUGCUCAGAGAACAUUAAGCUUCUGUUCUACUUUACCUCUGAGAUAUGUGGCAAGAUCAUCGGCCGCUUCAUCGCCAAGGAUCAUCCCCACCAUAAGGAAACUGAUUUUUUCGAGCUGAAAGUUGGCGAGUCACCCUACAUCUUUGGUCCAAUUGUGAAGCAGAGGCGAUCCUACUCAUGUGUGACGCCGCUUAUUUUCUCUGAGGAUUUAGAAAAUGAUUUUGAAUUCACGGUUGUGAGGCCUUUCAAUUGGACUGGACCAAUGAUGGACUUCAUUCCUGACACUGAUGGUCCCAGGGAGGGCGUUCCACGGGUUUUGGCUUGCUUCAAUAAAAAUCUCCUCCGCAGAGAGACCUGGAAGCUUGCUGAUGGCGGGAAUUCUCAGAGAACUUAUGUUUGCAUCAAGGAAGCCAUUGAUGCAGCUCUUCUUUUGAUGAUUGCACAUGGUCAUGUCCCAGGAGAGCAACCUUUGAUUGCUAUGAGUUCCAAACGACUCUAUGGUGAAGGAUACAACGACAGGAUUCUUGAUGUUACUCUAAUCAUAGAGCAGCUAGUAGGUCACAUCUCCACUGUUGGGGGUCCGAGCACAUUCACUGCUAGGGAAUUUACUGAAAUGAUGACAUGUGCACCUUUGAUUGAGGCGAGCGCAGAGCAGUUCUUGGGCAAAGGAUAUGACGGCAGCGACGACAAGAGGAUUCCAGGCGUGACCCCGAUCAACAAAAAGCAGCUAGGAGAGCCACUGCUGGAGGAUCCUUUGAUUGAGGCGAGCACAGAACAGUCUUUGGGCGAAGGAUACGACGACAGCAACAAGAGGAUUCCUGAUGUGACGCUGAUCAACAAGCAGCUAGGGUGGAACCCAAACGAUGCCUCUCCUAAGGAACUGCUGCCGACAGCACUGACGACCUUGCAGCACAAGACCAUGCGGACAAGUUGUCGAAAGGCAGAUGUCACAGGCUCCAUCGUCGAGUUACACAACAUGUCGCAGUCUUGGAUUCUGCGGCGAACACUGAUGAUCAUGUAGAGAGCAGUUUUUUGCAAGCCAUAUAGAUAGAUAGAUACACAUACUACACACUCUCAUCGCUGAACAUGUAAAGUCCUUGCGUAAACGGGCGGAGCUGAUGUACAUUAUUCCACAAAUUCCGGGGCCUGCGGGCAUCGAUGAUGCGGGGCUGGAAGUAUAUUACGCACGUUGGUUUGGAGCUGAAGAUCUUGAGUUACAAACCUGGUUGGUUGAUUUGUUGGUUCACUGCCUAGAGCUUACAA
Triticum dicoccoides is the source of this 2629-nucleotide messenger RNA. RefSeq lists its product as uncharacterized. Gene Ontology annotation, biological process: negative regulation of translation. NCBI's taxonomy places the organism in Eukaryota, Viridiplantae, Streptophyta, Magnoliopsida, Poales, Poaceae. Gene Ontology annotation, molecular function: rRNA N-glycosylase activity. The record is from RefSeq and is a predicted model, not a curated record. Bases 189 to 2387 code for a protein of 732 amino acids. The transcript has 12 exons.